Molecule: messenger RNA, 3569 nt
Organism: Magallana angulata
Lineage: Eukaryota; Metazoa; Mollusca; Bivalvia; Ostreida; Ostreidae
Product: leukocyte receptor cluster member 8 homolog
Exons: 16
Coding region: 83-2395 (770 amino acids)
Cellular component (GO): nucleus
Source: RefSeq, a predicted model, not a curated record
AGCUAGUCCAUGACGUCAUUAUCACCAGAAGUAUACUGUUGGCGAAACGUCCCAUAUAUAUUUUAAGAUAAAGAGAAAGAAAAUGACGACCCCAUGGCAACAAACACAGCCAAAUCAGGCAACUCAAGCGGCCUUAUGGUCCCAGCAAUAUGAACCUUCUAAUAAUUCUAGUAACGAAAAUCCUCAUUGGGCACAGGCAAGGAAAGCUUUAGAAAAAGCACAAGAAGAAAGCAGUAAAAACAAAAGCAACCAAGAAAAUUCUAUACAGAAUAACGCCCAUAUGAAUGUAUUUUCCAAUAAUCCAAAUGCUGCAUACUAUUACCAACAAGUGUCGUACUUCCAGAAUCAAGUAAACAAUAUGGGUGGCCCAAUGGGACCUGGACCUAUGCCACCAAGAUAUCCACCAUUCAGACAGCAACCCCCGAUGCCAAAUCAAAUGAUGUACACACCGCCCCCACCACCACCUGGACAAGACGCAUCAGGGGCAGACAAUAGUGGUCCAAGAUUCCCUGGAAACUCCAAGGAACGGCCACCCCCACCACAAUUUAAACCCCAGUCUUUCCACAACUUUCAACACAGGCCAAGAAAUCCUCCUGGUGCAAAUGGAAUUAGAUUUCAACUUCCCAAAAAAGGAUUAAAACCAGCCCAACCAUUCUCUGGACAGAAAAGAUUCCAAUCACCAUAUACACAGAAGGUGAAGAGCAUGGAGAAUCAAAAACAGAUCAAUCAACAAAUGAUGUCUGCAUCAGCCAACAACACUGUGUCUUCUAAACAAAGUGAAGAAAAAAAUCUGAAUGAUGCAUCAAAAUCAGGUGAACCUUCUGUUCAAGAAUGGCCAGAGGACUUAAAGAAUUAUGUGCACAGAGCAUUUGCCAGUGUGCCUGAAAGCUGUAAAGAUCAGAUGGAAGCAGUGCUGAAACAGAAACUGACAUCAGCCUUUGCCAAAAGCGAGUCUUGGGCAGUAGACUGGGAAAAGGAACCACUGCCCAUUAUUGAGGGGUUAAAUCAGACACAGAAACUGUUAGGAAAACAGCGCUGGGGAGAGGGUAGAGGUAGGGGUAGAGGAGCUCGAGGGAGGGGUGCUCAAUCUCCCUCCAAAGGCCCAGUGAGGAGUCUGUAUAGCAGAGACAGGGUACCAACUUACAGGAGGUCAAGGUCUGUUUCCAGUGACAGUUACGACUCUUCAAGGUCAUGUUCAAGAUCACCAAGGAGAAAAAAAGAUCGGAAGGACCGUUCAAGUAGAAGAAGACACAGCAGCAAUGACAGCAAUUCUUCAACAAGUUCAAGAAGUACGUCCUCGUUCAUGAGUUUGAGGGGUUCUAUGAGUAGCCCAAGAGGAAGAGGUAAAAAUCAAAGAGGUCAGGGACGGGGCAGAGGUAAAGCUGAUAAAAAGGAUGGAAAAGGCAAAACCCCAAACAAAUUCCAGAAAAAUGCCAAAAAUAUCAAGAAACGUGGCAAAAAUGUAUUUGUUCCUGAGGAAGAAGAUGAUGAUCCAGAAAAAGCUGCUCGGCUUCUGAAGCGAGCUGCUAGAUUUGGCCACCAUUUAGGAGGUGAUGCCAAGAAGAGGAAGGCUGAGCUAACCUUGAAUAUCAACAAUUUUGAUAAUUUGGAUGAAGAAGAUCUGGAUCUUACAAGUUUUAACAUUGUUGGAACAUGUGAGGAUCUGGAAAAACGUUACUUAAGACUUACCAAGGCACCUGAAGCGUGGCAGGUUCGACCCCCAGCGAUCCUCAAGAAGUCUCUGGCCAUGGUGAUGGAUGAUUGGAAGACCAAGGCAGAUUACCGCUAUGCGUGUGAGCAGAUGAAAUCCAUAAGACAAGAUCUGACGGUCCAGGGAAUUCGAGAUGAGUUUACAGUGAGGGUGUAUGAGACUCAUGCCAGGAUUGCUAUGGAGAAGGGAGACCAUGAAGAAUUCAACCAGUGCCAGACACAGCUAAAGCUGUUGUACAAUGAAGGGAUACAGGGAAACAACUUGGAAUUCACAGCCUACCGCAUACUAUAUUACCUCUUUACUUCCAAUACGCUUGACAUGACGACAGCUUUGGCAUCUCUUACUCCCGAACAUAGAAACGAUCCAUGCAUAAAGCAUGCCUUGAAAGUCAGAUCAGCUUGGGCAUUAAAUAAUUAUCACAAAUUCUUUGUUUUGUAUCAGAGUGCUCCUAAAAUGUCAGGCUACCUGUUAGACUGGUUUGUAGAAAGAGCGAGAAAAAUGGCUCUCAGGAGCAUCACCAAAGUAUUUCGACCAAUGGUAGGAGUAUCUUUUGUCCAGAGUGAGUUAGGCUUCUCCAACUCGGAAGACUGCUUCCAGUUUCUUAAAGAGAAGGGUGCAGUUUUUAGUGCAGAUAAUACCAAAUUGGACUGUAAAUUAAGCUCCACUGCUCUUCAAGCAGUAUGAGGCCCUUUGUAAGAAUAAAUCAGUCGGGAUGCUUUUAUCCGAUAUCAAGAUGGUCCUUGCGAACCCCAGCGAGCCCCAACCAAGCCGACGGCCAAAGUCCCCAUUUACUCCCAUUCUAUUAGCCCAUGUAAAGCCUAAUGCAUAUUACAAAUGUUCAAGGGGAGAAGUUUAUGUGGAUUGCUGUAUCACUGGUCACCCAGGUCUGGUUAGCUGGAUGUGUAAGUUGUAGAGGCCAUGUUCCAUCCAAGGAAGAGGAUCCUGCCACCGCCGUGGUGUCCUACAUCUCCUCUUCAUGACCCUAGUCAUGGUGACGAGAUGUAGCUCCCAUUCACAUACCAAGGAGCCCCAGGGAGCCGUUCUGUGCUUACUUUGGACGUUGUAGCAAGUUCAGUCAGGAUCCAUAGAAUGAACCAGUCUUUAUGCGUGAAUGAACAUUGUGAAUAAUUUUCUUGUCUGCAUGUGAUGUAAUGUAAAAAUCUGUCUUUUUAAUUUGUGAUAUAUGACUUUGUUGAAAGUUGCCAGGAUAGUUCUUCUUGUGUGUGUGUGGGAAGUGUAAAAGUUUUGUUGACCGUCAGGAAGUGGAUGGAGGAAAUAGCAGUACCCGUGGUGCCAUCCAAACCAAGUGUUUGCUGAGUGGUUUCAGGAAAGAGGGAUAUCAUGAACUUUGUCAAAUAACGUUUCUUUUGUUGUGUUGGUUAAAUAAUAUUUAUUUUCAGGUAGAUUUUACCCCUAAAUAUUUUUAGUUCCUGAAUGAACAUUAAUCCAGAUAAUGAACAACUGGUUUGCCUUUACCGAUGUUUGUGUACAAGAGUUGAUCAUCGAGGGGGUAUGGUAGUGGAGGGUGUGUCUAGUGGAGGGUUUCCUUUUGUUGAGUUAGGAUUGAAGGAGACUAAGCGAUUUCCUUUUCCGUCUGUUGAUCAUGUGCACAUCUAUUGAAGGUUUUCUUUUUCAGAAGCUGCGGAUUUCAAACAAGAUGUCAUUUUAAAAUGGUUUGUAAAUGGACGAUGCUGAUUCCGUCUUUUCUGUGUGAUUUUUAUCAUUUGAUGUAUCUGUGAUAUUUUGUUGUCUUGACAACAGCUGGCUGUUGUCAAGGUAUAUCAAUGACAGAAUGAAUGUAUUUGAUUGAAUGAAUCACGAGUACCAAUAUUGCACAAUAAAUAAAAGUUUAUAGUAA